AACGGUUACACGCAGAUGAUUUGAUAUGGAACAUCUGGUGCAUCACUGGGAAUCCCUCUUCGGAAUCCUGCAUGGGUUUGGUUUGUGGAUAAUACAUGAGGAGGUCGCCCGUGUGCCUAAGAUCCUGGGCUUCCUUUUUAUUGUUCUCUUCCCCCCUUCGCAAAUGUCCAACAACUUUCUCCCACAUCAUCAAUAUUGUCCUACCCCUCUGGCACAUAGCACAUACAGCCCUGCAAUAUUUCUGCAACGCUUUCCGCUGUUCUGAACGUUACCAUGGAUGGAGGAUGGAGGAUGGAGGAUGCAAGCCUCUCUGAUGAUGAGCAUGAGUCCUCUUUGCCAGUCCCUACCUA
Messenger RNA from Mollisia scopiformis, 350 nucleotides. RefSeq lists its product as uncharacterized. NCBI's taxonomy places the organism in Eukaryota, Fungi, Ascomycota, Leotiomycetes, Helotiales, Mollisiaceae. The transcript has a single exon. Bases 96 to 314 code for a protein of 72 amino acids. The record is from RefSeq and is a predicted model, not a curated record.